This is a messenger RNA of Spathaspora passalidarum NRRL Y-27907, 162 nucleotides long. RefSeq lists its product as uncharacterized. Lineage: Eukaryota; Fungi; Ascomycota; Pichiomycetes; Serinales; Debaryomycetaceae. The coding region runs from base 1 to 162 and encodes 53 amino acids. The transcript has a single exon. The record is from RefSeq and is a predicted model, not a curated record.
AUGGCCCUUCUAGGUUAUGAGUUUGGCAUUCUACCGAAGGCGAAAAACUCGAGGCAGUGGUCACGUCCGCUUGCAGUUCGACCCCAUAAAUUAGGCUCAUGUCUCUUUUAUAGAUAUGAGGCAAUAAUAUGUGCCCUAAAGUAUCUUGAAGCACUUGACUAA